This is a messenger RNA of Astyanax mexicanus (Mexican tetra), 5311 nucleotides long. It is a transcript of the gene c14h14orf180, whose product is annotated as chromosome 14 C14orf180 homolog. The record is from RefSeq and is a predicted model, not a curated record. The transcript has 10 exons. The coding region runs from base 295 to 1353 and encodes 352 amino acids. Gene Ontology annotation, cellular component: transport vesicle; plasma membrane; trans-Golgi network. Gene Ontology annotation, molecular function: connexin binding. NCBI's taxonomy places the organism in Eukaryota, Metazoa, Chordata, Actinopteri, Characiformes, Acestrorhamphidae. Gene Ontology annotation, biological process: positive regulation of Golgi to plasma membrane protein transport.
CUCUUUCUCCCGCCCACGCCACCUGCCCUUGAGUCUUAGGCGCCUUUAGAAUAGCAGACCGGCUGGAAUCUUCUCCUCCUUCACAGACUACAGGCACAGCCCCCUCUCUCUUUCUUUUUUUUUUCUUUCAUUCUCCAGCCUUUUUUUUCCACCUCAGUCCUCUCUACGUGCCUGCGGUGCUUUAUCUUUCUCUGCUGGACUGAGCCGGGAUGGGGUGGGAGGUGCCAGUACCGGCUGUGUGUGGCACAUGAACGUGCUCGGCUGUGCUGUAAGGUGGGCCGUCCCGGGACAGGGAUGCUGAACGGGGGGCGUGAGGGCCUGUUCGAGCUGGGCAGGCAGUUCCAGCAGGAGGGAGACUCGCAGGCCGCUCUGCACUGCUUCCUCAGCUGCCUGCUUGGACUGACCCAUGUUCAGAGCUUCAACUCGCUGCCCAACUGCCUGCAUCAGAUUGCAGAACUGUUCAUUGAUGAGAAGAAUUAUGAGAAGGCACUGAAGUUCAUUCAAGCGGAGAAGAUGUUCUAUGAAGUGGCAUUGAUCGAGCUCACUGCUCUGCAGGGAAGCACAGCAGGCUCUCUGGAGGAUGGUUCACUAGGCUCUCCAGGAUGGCUCUCUCAGGAGGAGUUAUCAGAGCAGGCCUCGCAGGCCCAGGAUCUUGAAAGACUGGCCCAGCUUUGCAUCAUGAGCAAAAGACCCCAUCUGGCUUUAGAGUACAGCGGCAAGGCCACAAAAAUACACCAGCGGGCAUUCGGUAAUGAUCACCCAAUCACAGCCAGGAGUCUGGAGCUUCUGGCCACUGUCUAUGCUGAGAUUGGCAAGACAGAAUAUUCAGACUCGUUGGGUCAGUGUGUGUCAGCUCUGUCAAAGAGGUUCUCUGCCGCCGAGUCGUACAGCAACACACUCAACGGUUUCACUCACAGCCAUAAGGACAGACACACAGAGCUCCGGCACAGGAAAGAACCACAUCCAUCAACAGACACUCCAAAACCAAAGGUCAUCAAUGGUAAGAUUCCCACAUCCAUCCUGAAAAGGACCAAUGUAGGUGGCAGUGAGUCAGAUCCGACCCACCGGCGAAAAACAGAGAGACGGGUUCGUUUUAGAGAGCCAGAGAUCAUUGUACACGAUAUUCCAUACUAUGACUGUUUAGGAGCCUAUGACUCCUCCCAGAGCCGGCCAUAUCUAGCCCUGCUGACCUGCCUGUUCCUGCUGCUUUCUGCACUGGGCUUUGCCCUGUACUGCACUGACCGCCGGCGGCCACACCGUGCCUGUGAGGAACUGCAGGCAGCGCUGGCCGUCUACCUGCUGCAGCUCAAGCAAAUCCUGUGGGGCUGCUGGAUCUGGCUCACCAUGCAGUGACUGCACCUGGACUGACAGGGCAACACCAUUCUCCACCCAUGCUCUGUGGAAGGAGUGCCAGAUGAUGGAGAGUGGGUGACUGAAGAGCCAAGAGCUACAUGGACAUGGGAGAACGUGAUGCCUCCUUGGCUUUGGGUGAUUAGGUAAGCACUCGGAAGGACAGGCUAAAUUCAAUCAGCCUCAAAUGAGAUGGUUGCCCUGGAACUUCCCAAAAAGACAGUCAUCCAGCUUUGUGGCCUGCUGUGAGCAGAUGAAGACCGUGAACCUUUUGCACACCAUACAGAUAUGGUGUCUUUAUGCCCUUUACAAUGGCUGUUAAUGCCAUACCUUCAUUUUUACUAAGAGGCAUAUAGCUGUCCAUUUGUUCCAGUAGCACUUAUCAUUAGAGCACAUUUCAUGUUUUACUGAUGUUUGUUGCCUCUUAUCCAAAGAAUACUUGGAAAUACUACAUCAAAGGCUAUGUUCACAUUACAAUCAGAAAUAAUGUUUUUUUGCAUAGAUUCGAUUUGGAUAUCUUGAUGGUUCUUGUAUAACAGGCAGAUACAAGUUACUGUUAUUGACCUGUCUUUGUCUGUAAUGUGAACAAAUCUGUCCCUAAAACAGCAUACAAUCACAAAGACAUUGAUAACAAGGAGACUGGACACUGUUUGGAAUAUGAUUGGGAGUGGAUAGAGUCCCACCCUUAAAAAAAAUAGAGGGGUCCAACAAAAAUCCCCCUAUCAUUGUAGAGGUUUGUGCAAGCAUUCAAGUCAGAGCAAAACGAAAAAAUAUGUUUUUUGUGCAUUUUUGCACCAAACACUACGUUGAUCAGUAAUUUACAUUAUGUUUGGGAAACCCUCAAAACCGAAGGUCACAUUUCUGUUUCAAAUGUAUAGUGUUUGGAGUCUGGUCUUGUAAAUAACUACCUUGUAGAAUUUAAAAUAUGGUACAGGUUACUCAAACCUGAUCUAAGAAACAUUAGUCAUACAUCCACACAGCCAUGAAAAAGUUUGAGUUACUUGGCUGGUCAUGUGAACAUAGCCAGAAUAUAAUGUGCAGUAUCUACAGUAUCUAAGUAUUCUUUGGAUUGAAAUCAAUGCAUCAUGUUGAAUUUCACAACCCUGUUAUGCAUCUCCUGCAUAUAUCAGUUAUUUAAUCACCUUUGCUAGUUUGACCAUUUUACUAUACAGUCUGUGAUUGUCUAUGUGCAAUGCAAACCAUUACUAUUUAUUUUACUGUUAAUCAAAUAUGCUUUUAAUACUGAAAUAUGCUUUGAAUCCUGCAUAAUUCCACAUGUAAAUAGAAACUAUUAAUGACUGUCACCUAACUAAGCCAUGUUUAUGUGCAUUAUAUAUUUGAAUGUACUUGCAACCAUGAAAAUGAAAUGAAAUGGCACAAUAGCUACACUCACUAUUUCAAAUGAAGGACUAUGACGCAAAGGUAAGCACAAAUGUUUCCACCUUCUGCAUUCACUUGAAAAAGAAACAAAAGGAAAAAAAAGCUGUUUCAUAAUGAAGUUGGCCAUAUUUUAUGUAAUGCAAUGCCUGACUUAUAUAAGAAAAGGGCAAAGCCAUUUUUAGUUUAAGAAAAUUCUGAGCAAAAGAAAAUGAUUUCUUCUAUAUUUACGUGAGUUGAGCUCAUUUUGCAAGAACCAGCUGUACCAACUUGGCAUUAGUAUAAUACAUUUAUUUAUUUCAAUAUUUUAUAUGUUUUUUUCUAGCUAUCCAUUUUCUAGAAUUAAUAUAAUUUAGAUUUAGAUUUUUUUUACUGCUCUGAUCUCUAAUUAUCAGCAUCUAUGGUGAGCGGAUUUCAAUACAUACAUUAGUUUUGUUGUUUUGGAGAGGACAUUUGUUUCAAGCCAAAUACAUUUUCUUCACUUACACAGAACAGUAACAUAUGUAAGAAGUGUUUAGAUAGGUUGGGCAUAUGUGGGAUGUGCUGGAUGAACAAGUCAAAAGUCAAAAGCCACACCUUACAAUUUACAAAAAUGUAAAAUUUGAAGCCAACUCCCUGGUGACACAAUAUAUUAUAUGGACAUAUAUUCACCCCUUAAAGGGGGUUUAAUGCUGCAUUAUGAACAGUAUUCUCAAUACAUAAUUGGCAUAAUAUGGUUCUAAAAUAUCACCUACAAAAAAAAGUAUUAUUAAUUAUCAUAACCAGCCUUGUGCUAUAUUCCACAAGACACCUUCAGAGGCCUUGUGGAUUCCAUGCCUCGUGGGUCAACAUUGUUUUUGUGGCCCAAGAGAAACCCAUAAAAUAUGAGACAGGUGGUUUUAAUGCUAUGGCUGAUCAGUGUAUGUGUAAUCUACUUUAGCAAGGAAAUCCAUAUGUGAAAUAAAUAAUAAUGCUUAGAGGACAUCUAUAUGUUAACUGAAUGCUACUCAAACUAACAUUGUUAAUGAUGCAUGAAAGUUGGUGCCAACAAGCUAAUUGGUCCUUACAUUAAUCAUGACUUAAAAUGGUCUUUAUAAGGUCCUGUAUCCAUGGGAUGCAUGGAGGAUGUUAUAUAAACGGAGACACAAAAUUAUCCUGUUAUAUGCAGCAAAAUAAAGCACUGUGAGAUAUCCGGGUGAACAUACAUGUCUCUUAUGGUCACAAUAAAUGUCUGUACAUGGAGAACAAAUGUAUAUAAUAUAUAUAAACAACACAAUUGCUCAUUGCAUAGCACAACUUAAUGCAAUGCUUGCUGUACAUUGUGAACUGUUUUAGUGAAGAAAUUAAGAAACAUCAAAUGGUUUGUACUUGAAUUUCCAAAGCAAUAUGAAGCAGUACCUAUUCAAAUCAGCAGUCUCACACUGAUGGUUUCUCAUCAUACAAACCUAAAAAGCAAUAAAUCCUCUUCAGAUAUAGCACAUAUACAUAACAUUCUGGGUUUGGUUUUACUUCAGCUUGUUUUGUUUCUCAUCAAAUAUACUAUAUGUGGACACUUUCAAUAGAAGUGCCUUCUUUAAGGUUCUCUCCUUUCUUUGACAGUUUAUAUUCCGUUGUAAUAAAUCAUCAAUAAAAUCACUGCAAACCAGAGACAUAAAGUGUGUUGGCAUUUGUUUUACUUCUAUUAGACAACCUGGCAAGUAAAAGCAACCCUCCAGCACUUCACUUUCAUUACUUUAGAGCAACACUGCUUCAAUUUACUACAAUUCAAAUUUUUGUUUGCCCUUUACAGGGUCAAUUUCACUCAUAUAAUUCUCUGUCAGGAGCUAGGGGUAGAGCCCUAUGAAAUUGUAUGUUUUCAGUUUUUUGUUUUUUUCUGUCAUACUUUAUUUUAUAUUUUUUACAGUUUUUAACAAUGUUUUAACACAUAAAAAUACAUUUAGGGCACUAUAAAUAAAAGAGCAAUUUGUAACUUAAAUUCUCAGAUUACAGUAAAUCUCUGUUUAAAGGCUGAUGUAGCCCUAACACUCCCCCCUCCCCUCCAGCCUAACAAGAAUCAGACCACCCUACCCCUUUGUGUGCACACGCAAGUGUGAAUAGGCUGUACAGGUACCACAAACAUCAGCAAGGUCCAGCAAACUUAAAUAUGUAAACAAACAAGCAAGCCAGAUUUAAGUGCAUCACCACAGCAGGCAUGAAAACGUUCAUGGACCAUUUCUACUGUAGUUAACUUACCGUUGAUGAUCUGAAGCCCUUACAAUCAACACAAGGUUUGACAAAGAAAUUGCUAGACAGAGCUAACAAGACAAUAAGGAGAGCUUUGGAAGAGGUCAACAGUUGACUUUAAGCCGAAGAAAUCUAAGCUGUUUUGUUUACUGUAUCAAAACAAAUGUUACAUUAUUAACCAUGCUAACUAACUAACAACAAGUUCUACCAAUCCCAUAACAUUAGAGUAAGACUAAACUGACAUUAAAAACUCAACAUCAACAUAAUAUAGCUACCACACAAACAAGCAAACUUCACCACAUGAGAACCACGCUUAUUGAAAUUGAAAUAAAUCAAUUUCUAUGUAACUUUUUUGGUGGUAAUGGAUUUUAAAUGACAAACA